Messenger RNA from Aphanomyces invadans, 1350 nucleotides. RefSeq lists its product as hypothetical. The coding region runs from base 71 to 895 and encodes 274 amino acids. The transcript is spliced from 4 exons. Lineage: Eukaryota; Oomycota; Saprolegniomycetes; Saprolegniales; Verrucalvaceae. Gene Ontology annotation, molecular function: monoacylglycerol lipase activity; short-chain carboxylesterase activity. The record is from RefSeq and is a predicted model, not a curated record.
GGCGGAUGCGUCGGCCACUACUGCCGCGGCGGCGGUGGUUGCGAUUGUGACCGCCGCUUUCCUGAGCACGAUGUGGCUCUUACGACCGGAUGCACACACCCCUAUUGAGUUCAUCUUCAGCUCGUCGUCGGCUCUCCACCGACGCAUUGCCGAGUCAGGACUGACCCACGCCUACGUGCCGCCGUGGUUCGCCACCAACGCGCACGUCCAGCUUCUCAUGUUUUGCUUCCUCCCUCAAGCCACGGAGCAUGCUUAUGACCGAGAACUCGUGCGAAUGGAUGACGGGGGCCAAGUCGCACUGGACUGGAUUCCAUCAACCUUGCCGUCGUCGGCUCCGAUCGUCCUCGUGCUGCAUACGCUGGCCGGUUGCAGCCAAGAUAUGCGCGAGUUCUGCCGUGCGGCAACGGCAUCGGGGUACCGCGCAGUAGUGUUCAAUAAGCGCGGCCACGGUAACACCAAGCUCACAACACCCAAGUUGCAAGCGUUUGGGUGCACACAGGACAUGCACACCGUCAUUGCGCACAUUCAAACGACGUUUCCAGGUGUCGUGAUCGUUGGAGUGGGGUACUCUGCAGGCGCUGGUCUCCUCAGCUCGUACCUCGGAGAGACCGGCGCGAGCUCCAAGCUGGCCGCCGGGGUGCUCGUGUCUCCCGGUACCGCGUCCAGCACCCAUGCUGGCAUUUGGACGAGUCGUGUUAGGGUACAACCACUAUACUGUUCACGCGAGCUCGACGAGCCCACGAGAUUUUCACAACCGGGGAGGGUUACAUCCCAUCUACAACUACAUGAUGGCCAAGUCCCUGCAGGUAAGAUGACCCAGAAUGAUCUCACGAUGAACUCGUUCUUGGCAGCGCCUCCUGGCGCCGCAUCACGAGAUCCUGGCGGAGCACAUUGACUUGUCCGCGGCGACUUCUGCCACGUGCAUGGCCGACUUUGAUCGAGCGGUGUACAUCAAGCUGCACCAGUUCGACUCUCUCGCCAAAUAUUGGGAGAAAAGCGAUCCGAUGCGCGACGUGGCCAAGAUCGCAGUCCCAACGCUCUUCCUCAGCGCGAAAGACGACCCUGUCUGCCCCACACGUACGUGUCUUGACGAGCAUGCAAGAGAAUCACGUGGUGGUCGAUCGGCCAGGCCUCAUUGAUGUGACUAUUGUCGACCGCAACCCCCACCUCAUGCUCGCGUUCACGUCCCAUGGAAGUCACUGUGGCUUCUUUGAGCAUAAGAAUGGCCGCCUGCAAUCGUGGGCUCCCGCCGCGGCGCUCGCUUACAUCGACAAUGUCGUGGGAAGAGUCGAAUGAGCCGCAUCGUUCAAAUUCUGCGUCAAAAUAUUUUUUAUGACACUUCUUGCCAAA